Messenger RNA from Dreissena polymorpha, 2000 nucleotides. Its product is annotated as ankyrin repeat domain-containing protein 26-like. The record is from RefSeq and is a predicted model, not a curated record. The coding region runs from base 99 to 1949 and encodes 616 amino acids. NCBI's taxonomy places the organism in Eukaryota, Metazoa, Mollusca, Bivalvia, Myida, Dreissenidae. The transcript has 15 exons.
UUCAGCACGAGAACCUGACCUUGAAGCAGCAGGUGGACACGGCGCAGCACCUUGCCAGCGACCGCGCAGGCUACGACCUCCAGGAGAAACUAAACGCUAUGAUAGCCUCUCUCAAGGCGGACCAUGACAAGGCGCGUGCCAAUUUAGAGGAGAAGAACAACAGCCUUCAGGACACGAUCACCCGACUACGAGAGGAGAUUCGCAACUCUGAAAAUCGCCGUAGCAACCUUGAGCAGGAUAUACGGCGUCUAAAUCAAGAACAGAAUGAAUUCGUUAGGAAGCUAUCAAUGGCCGAAGCAUCUCUUGAUGUCACUAAUAAGUCACGAGAACACCUAGAGCAGGAACGUGCGGCCUUAAAGAUCGAGAUAGAGAAGCUGCAGGCGCGCUACAACACAGCACAGGAGAAGACCAUCGAGGCUCAAACGCGGAUGGGUGAGCUGGUGGACAGACUGGACCGCACAGAGCAGAGCAGACUGAUUUCCAGUCAACAGCUGGCCGAUACCUCUGCCACCAUGCACGCCUUUAACAGCUCCAAGGCUGAGCUGGAGGAGAACUACCAGAAGCUUCAGGUGGAUAACGUGAGACUGGACGCGGAGUUGAAACACGAGAAACAGAAGACAGACAUGCUACAGAGGGACCUGGCCGACUCACAGAAGGUGCGGAGUAGCCUAGAGGCGCUGUGUUCUAACCUCAAGUCAACUAACGCACAUCUGGAGGAAAAGCUAGGGGGUGAGGUAGCCAAUCGUAGCGCUCUUGUCAGGGAAGCUGAGGACCACAAGGGUUUGUGGGAACAGGAAGUACUUUCACGAUCAAAACUGGGCCUCAGGAUUGCCCAGUUGGAGCGUCACAAGCAGGAGACAGCGACUCACCUGGAGGAGGAGAAGAGACGUACACGCAAGGCCCUGCAGGAGAAGAAACUGGCAGAGACUAAACUGGAGUCAGAGCAGGAAAAGUGUCAAAACCUACAGAAGGAGGUAGCCAAUCUGAAGGCGUACCUCAAGGUUGCGAAGAAACGACUCAGGGAUCCCGACAGUGAUGCUAUGGACUCGAAAGACACAAAGAUCUCGAGUCUUCACUCAGCGUUUGACAAGGAGAGACACGCCAUGGAGGAGAUGUUAGUCAGUGUUAAAGCUCAGUUGGAGCACAUGAAGAUUCAGCUACAAGAUGAGGUGGAGGAGAAGGAACGAAUGAGUCAGAAGAACAAUCAGCUGGAAACCGAGUUGAAAACAUUGAAAAAACUGGAGCGCUCUGUAGACAAGAUUGACCGUAGUAAACGUAAACUGGAAGAGGAGUUCAGAUUGUACAAGAACUCGGUGGAGGCAGGUUACACAGAGAAGUCGUCGGUGGAAGAGGCCAAGAAAGAGAUCGAGGCUCGGUUCCGGCUUGAACUCAACCGCAAACUCGAUGAGGUGAAUAACUACUUGGAGGAGCAGGCUCGAACUCGACAGAAACUUGACCGAAGUCGCGAGGAGCAGGACAGCAAGCUGAGGAACGAGAACAAGAAAAUGGAGGAGGAGGUGACAGACCUGCGUGUGAAGUACGAGCAGGCUGUGGCCAGGCUGGAGACCAAGGACCUGGAGGCACGCAGGUACCGCGACCUCUACGAGUCAGAGAUGCAGUGGCGUAUGAAGCUCUCUGAGCAGGUCUACCACUCCACGGACAAGGCAUUCGCUUUCAAGAACAAGUUUGUUGCUGAGCGACAGAAGAGUCGACUGUACGGCAGCAUGAACAACGUGAACGGUCACAUGCUGGACAUGAGUCGUGACGACGUGCUUAGUAACCGACUGAGGGCAGAGCUUGACCGCAGUAUUGCUAAACACCUUGAGGCUGCCCCCCAUGACCAGCUCCACCCACUGCUCAGUAGAGAGGACCCCGUGCUGGGAUCCUCAAACUUUGCCAAAGCCAGCGCAGACUACAUCCAAGUGUUAAAACAAAAGUACUGUGUAUAGCAGAGGAAUAAUCAAAUCAUGCAAUAAAUGGAACUCUCCGUCCAUAUGAUA